Pelobates cultripes (western spadefoot toad) is the source of this 38529-nucleotide messenger RNA. The record is from the annotation of a GenBank genome assembly. NCBI's taxonomy places the organism in Eukaryota, Metazoa, Chordata, Amphibia, Anura, Pelobatidae.
CGGGGAGGGAUCUGAGAGUGUGAGUUCAGCCCAGCCAUAGAGACUGCAGGAAGCUGGGUAAGUAGGUAAUUGUUGCACUAUGUAACAAUUAGAUGUAUCAUGGCACCCAGCCUGGCAUGGACUGCCCCUCCUGGCUGGGGAGAGAGGGGGAUGGGAGGAGGAUAAAGUAUUAGCUCCUAGAGUUGAAAGGGGUACAGAAAGGGGGGUAGUGGAGUAAGAGGGGUGUGAGAGGUAAGAGCAGGGCAGAGCUGGAGGGAGGGGUGAGAAGGGGUUAAUACAGGUAGGUGGGCAGACAGGUAGUAUGUGAGAGCAGAGUGCCAGGUUUAACCCUUUGAGUGCCAGGGCUGAAUGAUUACAUUUUAAUUUUUUUUUUAAUUUUGUUCCUCUUGAUUAUAGUCAUAAAGUACACAUGUAUGUAUAUAUGUAAUAAAUGCAUUUUUUUUAUAUAUGCAUCACAAUGCAUUUUGGAAAUUAUCCCUAAGAUAAGAUAGAUAUAUUCUGGGAAAAUCUCCGAAAUGCAUUGUGAGUAACAGUGAUCAGUAAGUAUGGGACGUGUGCCAUACAUUUUAUUUUGUUUUUGUGGUGUUAAAUGUAUUUAUUUAUAUUUUUCAUGCUGAUAGGAGUAUCAAACAGCCUGGUAAAUAAAGGAUGCUGUGAGACUGGAACAGCAGGACCAGCGGACAACUUGGUACAUUGUGGAUUCGGCUGUGAAGAAAAUUGAGGUUUGUCACCUGAAAUAUCAGUUAUAUAAAUUUUAUGUGCAUUGUAUGAAAAGCGCUUCCACGUAUUGUGUAGAACCGAAAAGUUGCAGGUAGGAAAUUGAGUGAUUAAUCAAUCUGCAAUCUUGCACUACACAAUUUUUACAUACUACGAUGUAGCACUUUUCAUUCACUGUCCAUUAACAAAAACAUAAUGUGUACAGGAAAACAUGAGGGAUAGGGCUACCUUAUGAGAUUAAUCAUUAAACUCUGAAUUGUAGAAAAGUAAAAUCCAAAUGGAAAACUUGGGAUAAAAUACCCAAAAAUUCCCAGUAUUUGCAAGUUUUUUUCAAAAUCAGCUAAGUUUGUAUAGAUUUUGCCAUAUUGAUUUUAAUUUGCUACAAUUCAGAGUUUUUAGAUCAAGAUUAAUGUUAAAUCUCAUACUUUUUUUUUUACUUUUUGGUUAUUUUCCUUCUAGAUUUGGCCUAUUUUUGUGAGGCACAGAUUGGGAGCCAUUUGAGGCCCUGUGUAAGAGUUUUAGUGCUGAGCAAAAUGGAUUCUAAGGGGUGUAUCCACUAAAUGGAGACGUGACAACAACACCAAGUCAAAUAGGAAAAAUCAUCUAGCUUUGCUCUUAGGCCAAAAAUGUGCAAUUCUCUAAAAUUAACACUUUACAGGGUUAUUCAUGCAAUUUGUGUGUAAAUUGUCAGGAAUUCAAAGUGAAUUUCAGUUUCUUGUCCAAAAGUCUGAAAAUGUAGCUGAUUAGGGAAAUUUUCCAAAUUUUGGCCUAAAAUUUUAAAUUCACCAUGAUUGCCUGAUAAUUCACACUUUAGUCAUGGAGUAGCCCUGAUAGUAAAUGACCUGUCUGUUUUAACCCCUCCCUUACCCCUUUAGUACAGUCCCAUCCCAACCAACUCUGAGGAGAACCUGCCCUGGUACUUAUAGUCGGUAAUAAAAUCAUUUGCUGGAGUAUUGGCCAUUUUACCAUUAUCACAUGUCUGUUGGGCUGCCCAACAGUAAGUAUUGGUAUUCUGAUAAACAGAAACAAAGUGAUUUAACUCCUAAAUGACAGUGAAUUGAGCAGUGAAAUUGCAAGGGAAUGAUCUAUACACUAAAACUGCUUUAUUUAGCUAAAGUAAUUUAGGUGACUAUAGUGUUCCUUUAAUAUAAUCCGGCUAGCUGCAGGCCAUGGUUUAAGGAAAUGCUCAUUUUACCUAAGGAAUGUAAAUUGUUGUUAUUAUUGUGAAAUAUUUAUUCUAUUUGUCUUUGGAAAAUAUAUUUGGACUAAUAAUUAUAAAGUAAAAAAAUGGAAAGAGAUUGGGUGGUUUAUUCACUAAAAAGUCAAAUGUGGUAAAUUGUCAGUCAAAUCGCCCAAUUUAUGCCAACCUGGAAAAAUGUGAAUUUUGAGAAUUUCUCAAAUUUUUGGGCUUAGUUUCAUAAUGCUGUGUGAGUUAGCCAGGUUCUCAGUGAAUACACCCCAAUGGAAAGGGAAUGCAUGUAGCUGCAGGGAUGGGCUGUUGGUAAUUGAACGCCUGAAGGUCAAGGGAGGAGAGUUUAUCAAUUUGCUGUAAAAUCUGGAGACAGCCUGCUAAUGGCAUUGCUAAAGGUUCCCUUGAAGGGAGACUCCAGGCACCAACACAACUUUUAUGCAUUUUAUUGCUUUUGCCCUAAAUAAUUUUCUGCAUUCUAUUGUAUAUUAAAGGGACACUAUAGUCACCAGAACAAUUACAGCUUAAUGUAGUUGUUCUGUUGAGUAUAAUAGUUCCCUUCAGGCUUUUUUUCAUGCAAACACUGCCUUUUCAGAGAAAAGGCAGUGUUUACAUUGCCUAUAGGGACACCUCCAACUGGCCACUCCUUAGAUGGCCACUGGAGGUGCUUCCUGGGUCAGUGCUGCCAAAAAAGCAGCCCUGACGUUCAGCGUCCCUGCGCUGUGCAUGGAGACGCUGAAUUUUCCUUAUAUAGAUGCACUGAUUCAAUGCAUCUCUAUGAGGAGGUCCUGAUUGGCCAAAACUGCAUUUGCCCCACCCCAUACCGAUUUUUAGCCAAUCCAAUGCUUUCCCUAUGGGGUGAUGUCACAAAGGGGGCGUAGCCAGCACUGGCGGACCCGUGCAGUGCUGGAAAUAAGGAGAGUUUUAAACUUGUAUACGGGGGCUAAGGGGGGGGGCAAGCCACCUAAAUGGUGGGUUAAACACUAUAGGGUCAGGAAUACAUGUUUGUGUUCCUGACCCUAUAGUGUCCCUUUAACCCCUUAAGGACCAAACUUCUGGAAUAAAAGGGAAUCAUGACAUGUCACACAUGUCAUGUGUCCUUAAGGGGUUAAAUAAAAUAAAGGAACACUGUAAGUAACAUCUGCCUGUAGUAGUUAUGUUGCCUCGAAUGUCCAGUUUAAUGUCAGUUUAACUAUUUAGAAAUGUUUUGAGCCCUUUGGGUCGCCCCCUCCCUAGACACACUUAGACUGCAGGAUUAUCUUUUGCCAGUUUUAACCAUCCUAGAUGGUGAUGAUUUGCUGAGUAAUAAAAAUUAGUCAGUGGUUUUAGUCAAUCUAUGUAUAUAUAUAUUCCUAAAAGCAUUAACUAUACCGUGCAUUACAAAAAAAUGUCUCAAUCCCAGCAUGGAGUGCUCCUUCAAACCAUUAACUGCACCAAAUAAAUCCAUGCGCAGAGUGACGCAUGUUAAGGUUAAGAUCCAUUGUUUUUAUGGACACACAACAGUUGUUUUUUUUUUUAAAUUUUUUAUUUUAAAUGUGUAGUUUUGUCAAGGAAACACAAACAAUAGGUAAGACAAUAUAAAUGGAAAAAGUACACUCAAGCACAGGACUCCGCUCCUUGGUUACAAUAACAAUGAAAAGCCAGGGACAGCAGCGUUUCAUGCGUAACUGUCAGGUUUAUGAUCACGCUCAUUUGUAUAGGUGCAAUCAGGCUAUGUCUGAGGUCGAUGCCCCACAAUCCCACCCCGCACACAAAGCGGCUAGUAGCUAUCCAAUCUACCAUGAAUAAUAGCAAGUCCAGCCCUGCUAUUGGGGCAACCAGGCUAUCCACCCAUAAUGCUAUCCGCUAGAGCAGAAGUUGUAAGCAAAGUUAAUGCGGUUUUAGCAUACUGCCAUCUCGCCUAGAACCCUGGUGUGCAAGAGCGAGUGGUGAAACUGAAAAUAAUAGAAAAAGAGGCAGAGAGCAGCCAACCCCACCGCACGCCCACAACCCAUCCCGCCCCCCCAGAACCCUCCACAUCAGUAACCUCCGCUCCCCUAAUCUAAAGAUGCUGCACUGCUCUUUCACCCCAUCUCCCGUCGGGACAUAAACGCAUCUUAUGGAUACCACUGUCCAGAGUAAUGGAGGCCAACUUCUCUCUUGGGCACAUUCUCUUUAAUAUUUUUUAUUAGUGAUAUUGCAGAAGGUCUUGAUGGUAUGGUAUGUCUUUUUGCUGAUGAUACUAAGAUAUGUAACAGGGUUGAUGUUCCAGGAGGGAUAAGCCAAAUGACAAAUGAUUUAGGUAAACUAGAAAAAUGGUCAGAAUUGUGGCAACUGACAUUUAAUGUGGAUAAGUGCAAGAUAAUGCAUCUUGGACGUAAAAACCCAAGGGCAGAGUACAGAAUAUUUGAUAGAGUCCUAACCUCAACAUAUGAGGAAAGGGAUUUAGGGGUGAUUAUUUCUGAUGACUUAAAGGUAGGCAGACAAUGUAAUAGAGCAGCAGGAAAUGCUAGCAGAAUGCUUGGGUGUAUAGGGAGAGGUAUUAGCAGUAGAAAGAGGGAAGUGCUCAUGCCAUUGUACAGAACACUGGUGAGACCUCACUUGGAGUAUUGAAUGCAUCUUAAAUUAGAGGGGCAAAGGUUUAAAAAUAAUAUCAGGAAGUGUUACUUUACUGAGAGGGUAGUGGAUGCAUGGAAUAGCCUUCCAGCUGAAGUGGUAGAGGUUAACACAGUAAAGGAGUUUAAGCAUGCGUGGGAUAGGCAUAAGGCUAUCCUAACUAUAAGAUAAGGCCAGGGAUUAAUGAAAGUAUUUAGAAAAUUGGGCAGACUAGAUGGACCGAAUGGUUCUUAUCUGCCGUCAUAUUCUGUUUCUAUCAAACCCUGAAUGAGAAAGGUGCGCUUGUGUGUAAUUUCCAAAUGCCAGUUUCUGUCUGCAAUGCGUCCUCCAUGAUGUUUAAAUUAAAGAGGGGGAAGGUGGGACGACAAUAAUUUGGAGUUGAGAAUGGCAAAAAGAAGUGAAAUAUUGUACCAGACCCUUUUUCAAAUACUCACUUUAUGGGGGAAUCCAUUUAAUAGAAUUUGCAUAAUUAUUUUGUAUUUGUGACUGUUUACAUUGAAAUGCUAUCAGUUAAAGAAUUUAAUACCCAAGUUGUGACUAUAGAAGAGAUGGAGAAUUUUACCAUAUCAGCUGUUUGUUUGUUUUUUUUUCUAAAUUUUGCAAUUCCAUUUUUAAUUAACUGCGGUUUGGUAUUUAGGAAAUAAACCCAGUUUGUCUGCAGCUCUGCCUUAAACAGUAGCAAUUUUACGGUUCUGCUUCCUGUUGCAAGCAGUGUUAACAGUUACUGUUUGUAUUGCAAAAGUUGAGCGAAAUUGGUGUUUCAUGACUGAGUGUUUUUUAAGUAGUCCCCAACCAUCAUGUGUUGCUCAAUAAACUACAAGUAGCAGAGCAGCAGGAGUGAGUCAGCGGUAGUUACCCUGUGUGGGAUUAGCAGUAAGGUGCUCAGGACUCUCUCUCUACUUUAUAGAAAUUAUCUGAGUGACAAUUAAAGGAGUGAUGGAGAAAAGAAGCACAGGGACCCAACCGGCCCCCGGUCCGUCCUCUACUAGAGUCAUUACUGUGGUGUUCUUGGCUCUGCUCAUAGACCUUCUGGGCUUCACACUGAUCCUGCCGCUCUUUCCCACCAUAUUGGAUCACUACAGCAAGUCAGAUGUAAGUAUGGACAUUACUGUGCCAAGUUGUACGUGUCUUGAUUGUGCUCAGAAAUUGUUAAUGUUAUCCGUGAGCAGCAAGGAGCAACCUGUGUGCUGGUCAACCAAGGGUUAAAUGUCAGAGCCUGCAAAGAGGCAAGCCAUCCUUACUGAGAUAGAAUGUCAAGUAUCGUAGUAAGAGACGGGAUUCUAUUUGUUGCCCCUUCUAUCGCGCUCAGAGGGUCUGUGGCUGAAAGCAUAAUGGGAAUGGUAGUCUGCAACAGCUGCAGUGCCAGCUGACAAUAGUUGUAUUUUUGUACAUACAAGAGUGCCAAAAAUGAAUUAAAAUUGUCAUGUGUUUCCAUGGAAACUUAGCGUUUGUAUCUAGCAGUUGUGCCUGACAGCCCCUUGGCUUGUCCAUAACAAAAAAUGGCUAUAAGUGGCAGCCAGGGAUUGCGGUAUUCCCAUUAAUGAUUAGUUAUUUAAUGUAAGAUAAAGUCCUUCUGCUUUUUGAUCAAUCAGGCACAUUAGCCUUCAAUGUGUGCCUGUUGGAUUACGAUCCUCGUUAUUCUGAGCCAGCUGAGGACAAUUAAAAUGGUUGUUCAGUGCCAUCUCCAUGGGCUGACAUGUUCUGGCUUGGUAGAAAGCUGUAGGUGAUAAAAUUGAAAUAAUAAUUGUGUUUUCUGUACAAUUUAGGAUAAUCUUUACCAGAAGUUACAGAACGCUGUGGACUGGUUCGCGUCAUCUGUUGGGGUUCCCCAAGAAAGAAAAUACAACAGUGUCUUGUUUGGAGGUAUGUUGGAUGAUAACAAGAAUAGACUAUUAUUCUUUUUAAAUCUCUGUAAUUUGCCUGUUAAUCUGUCAUUCCUUUCCUAACUAAUGGCUACACAGACUAUGUUGGUGCUCUGUAAAGAUCUCACAGAGCCCUAGGCAGGUUACCAGUUUGUCCCCCUCCCCCUUCAUUUGUCAUUGGGAUGGUUAAUGAGGCAAAGCAAAUUCAUGUUUCCGGGCCCAUGCCUAAUCCCUGGGCCCUAGGCGGCUGCUUAGGGUCAGUUUAUGGUUUAUCCUGCUCUGUUUGUAAAUAAUAAUCUCUUUGCACACUGUUUGACGCUUGCAGUGUUCAUUGCAGAAUGCACAAUUUGUAUCCAAUAUUGCUAAGAUUGAUUGAUCCAAGAAGCCGUAUCAUUGGUGGAUGGAGCUACAUAAGUGAUAAGCACAGUGACGUUCUUACUGCUGUAUAGAAAUUCGGAAUUCUCGAGAAAUACAUUUUUAUAUUAAUUAAUUUGUGAAUUAUCUGAGAUUGAAAGUGGAAGCACAGCUGGCUUGUUUCCAGUCCACCUUUUGUUAUGUAUUAUUAUUAUUAUUAUUAUUGCCAUUUAUAUAGCGCCAACAGAUUCUGUAGCGCUUUACAAUAUUAUGAGAGGAGGGAUUUAACUAUAAAUAGGACAAUUUCAAAUAAACUUACAGGAACAAUAGUGUACAAUGUGAAGUUCACUAUAAAUUUCUGAUCUGUAUACGCUGGUGAAUAACCACGGGCACUCUUUGGGUAUGCCUACAUUGUCGCAGACUUGUACUGUUCUCAGUCUGACUAACUGCAUCAUGGGAGUUGUAGUACAAGGGAGGCCCGGUGCCAGGUAUUUUUUGUAUUUUUAUUCUCUGUGUAUUGUUUUCAUUUUAUUGUGUUUGCUUAAGGAUCAGAGCUGGGCAAACCCUUUGUUAAUAUAAAUGAUCUGACAUGUCAUCUGUCCCGAAGGGGUUAAGGAGGAGGAAGAAGGAAAUAGCAUGUGAUUUCACAUAAUUAAGGAUCGUUUACAUAAGAACAAGUAAUGUGACAAUCUGUGAAACACAUUGCUGUAGCUUCUGCUCCUUUGCAUAUUAGUUUCCUUGUGUUAGUAAGUUAGCUCUUUUUUUAGAAUAUGUAAAGAAAAAACAAUAUGCACAACCAGUUCACAAUAUACAUAAAGAUAUAUUGUGAGUUUAGUCCAAAGCAUUAUAAGAGGGGUCUAAUCGCUGAACACUGACAUGACUGUCACUAAAGUAAGAAUUAUUGUCAAUCCCAAGUUAAAACUGCUUUGGAUUCCUAUGCAGUCACAAUAAUUCUCACAUUAGUGAAUAACUAAGUUGUGAUGAGUUGCGAACCAACGUACAAAGUCUAUCCUGCGAUAACUGGCUUGGGAAGAAAAACACAAUUUGGCACAACUAUUAUAAAUUAUUAUUAUUUUUUUUUUCUCUAAUUCUUCUAUUUUAACCCUGUCAUAACUACAUCUGCUUACUGUUUAGUGAAUACAUCCCAGAGAGUAAGCAUCCACAAAAAGACAUGUACCUCACUUAUCCAGCAUUCUGAAAGAGAAGAAAAUUAGAGUAAACGUCUUUAUUUUUCUUGUGAAAAUUGCAUUAGUGUGUGUGUGCCCAGCUAUGAAUAGUAUCCUGCCACUUAAUCAUAAACAAAGCAAAUCAAUGUCACACUUUGGACAUGUGACAAACAGCGAGCCCAUCUGGAGGAUGGAUCCUAACUAUAUAACUCAAUAGAAAUUAUCUGAAAGAACUGAAUUUCAGUAAUCGUCCCGGCAAUGUUAAAGGCAAUAACAUUAUAAAUAUGAGCAACAUUUGUUAUAUUUCUCUGACUUAAAGGUACAAUCUAAGCACCGAAGCAACUUUAGCUUAAUAAAGCCAUUUUGGUGUAUAGAUCAUACCCCUGCAGUCUCACUGCUUAAUUGUCUUCCAUUUAGGAGGUAAAUCACUUUUUUGUAUUUCCAGCCCUUGCCACACCUCUCUGCAUGUGGCCUACACACUUCCCAUACAAUUUCUAAACUUCCUUUACUACACAUUGUGUAGAUUUUCUAAACACCUACUCGUUUUAAUUUUUUUUGCAGUAGCCUCAUCUGUGACUAAAGUUCAGUUAACAGAGAAGGAGAUAAAAACUUUGAAAGUAAACACACUGUGCUGUAAUCUCUAAAUAAAAAUUAAACCAUUGUUUUUCAUGAAGCUCUGUGAGCCACGGUCUGGGGAGGUAUAGCUAGGGCUGCAUAAACAAAAUGAUUAAACUCCAAAAAAAGGAAAGAAUAGAGCAGUGAGACUGUAGGGGCAUGAACUGUACAUCAAAGCUACCGCUGGGGUCUGUACUUUUUACGUCCUCAGUCUUGUCUCUAGUGGUCCCUCAGUUGCAUUUCUCUUAUUCGAUGCUUCUGAAUAGUGACAUGUGCUCUGUUCUUGAUUAUCACUACUGAAUGUCUGGCUCUGUACUUCUGUCAAUACCUUGUUAUGAACGCUAUACAAAGACUGUAAAUGAUCGCAUCCACUGUUAUUUUUCAGGUCUUAUUGGCUCCCUCUUCUCCCUCCUGCAGUUUAUCUGCUCGCCACUGACAGGUGCUGUGUCUGAUUACAUGGGAAGAAGGAAAGCUCUGCUCAUAACCGCGGUACGUUUUUAUCUUUUCCUUUAAUUUUAUGAAUUCUAUUUAUUAGUAUACGUUUUGUAUGAAUGAAGCAUAUUUGCAUUGAAAUAUCAUAGCACUGAUUCCCAAUAUAGAUUUUCUGUUUCCCACCUGUAUAAACACAUACCUGUACGAGGUGCAGGUGACAUUAUCAGAAAGGGCAUAAAUCAUUUUGUCGGGUUUUUUUGUAUAACCAUAUAUUUAUUUUUAUCCUCCAACGAUUUUUCACCAUCCAGUGCACACAUAACGUGGAAAGACUCACAUCUAAGAUUAAUACCACAAGCCAAACUGCUCACGACACCUGACAAAACCCCCUGACUCUGUACAUUGGCAUGGUUAGACAUUGCGCAGAUCUGUGGUCAGUAUUCUUAUCUGUGGACAAGAAACCUUUUACUCUGCUACAGUUAGGGCCUUUGCAAUGUUAUUGUGCACUUACCUAUAUGUUUAGUAUUCUCUCCACAUCCAUUUAACUACACCCAAUCAUGGUAGUACACAAACCUGCACUUACCCUGGCACCAGCCGAAACCACUUCAACUAUACGACUUGUUACAAAUCCUGCACAGAUUAAGUGCAGCCUGCGGUUCUAAUCUUGUUUUUCCUGAGAUUAGUGGGAGUUACACUUUUAAACAGCACCUGUCUUUAUUUUUAUAACUGUAGCUGAAAUAGCAGUCUCUGAGGACUGUAACUCCCAUUAAUCUCAGGCAUCGCUGAAAGCUAUCUUAGGGAGGGAAAUUUUUCCCCUAGGUUAUAUAAAUCUAAAUUUGCCACGGCCGGGUCAGGCAGUGUUCUGUUACGUACUCAUGGCGGAAGUGAAACUUUGGUUACAGAUUUAGAAAUCUUUUUCAAGAAUGUAAUAAAGUCAGUUAUCUCAGGAAUGCAGGGAGGAACAGAGGGAAACGUAUUGCUGAUUUCUUCACCCGUUACACCAUUGUGGGAAAAGGAAAUCAUGAUGGUUUCUGCAUUAAACUUUCACAGUCUUUAAUCUACCUGAACCCUGUGUCGACUGUAUCCCCUAUCCACGUAUAUUGGUACAUUUUCUGUUACCCUUCUAGUGGAAAAAGUGGCAGAUUGCAAGGUGUUUAAAGUUAGUCAGCUGGAUGUGAAUAAGGCUUGAAAUACAUUUUCUGCCUUUUAUUAAUAUACUAAUACUUUCCUAAAGGUCUUGCAUUCACUUGUGCUUUUUCUUGAAUAACCAUGUCAGAUUUUGUUCUUUAUUUUUUUUGCAUCUUUGUAAACACAUUGCUCCCUAGGAACACCUCCAGUGGCUACUCCUCAGAUGGCCACUGGAGGUGCUUCCUGUGACAUUGGUGCACAGUGUGCUGCACUGACAUUCUCUGCAUGGAGACGCUGAACUUUCCACAUAGAGAUACAUUGAUUCAUUGCAUCUCUACGAGGAAGUGCUGAUUGGCCAAGCCGAUGUUAGGCCCUGACCCCGUCCCGCCUCCUUGCCGAUUUCAACCAAUCCAAAGCUUUCCCUAUGGGAAAGAAUUGGAUUGGCCGAAAUCAUUUAAUUCUGAUGUCAGCAAGGGGCUAGGGUGGGGCCAGCGCCGGCGACACGGGCAGCACUGGAAAUAAGGUAAGCUUUAUUAUGUUAAGGGGGGGGGAGGGGGCAAGCCACCUAAAUGGUGGAUUUAACGCUAUAGGGUCAGGAAUAUGUGUUUGUGUUCCUGACCCUAUAGUGUUCCUUUAACCUGCACCCAUUUAAGUUCCCUGUCAAUUAUUGUUAUAAGCUCUGUCCUUCGCUCCUGUCAAUCAGCAUAGAACGAGCACCGAAAGAGGAGCAGAAACAAAGCAUGUUUGAUUCUCCCCCUCAUUUGCAAUGUGUGCCCUGACUGUGCCUGGCCUGAUCUGGUUUUUGGUGUCGUUUGCUACAUUUUAAAUUUACGAUGUAAAAAAAGAAAACCUAGCUUCCCAUGGGGGGAAAAUGGUCAACCCAAGUUACCAGUGAUGUUCAAUGUUUUAUUUGAUUGUGUAAUUUCCAGAGAAGUGACUGUUUCCUAUAUAAUAUCAUGUCUAGAUAUCCCUUGUAUAUUGAACAAAUAUGUGUUUGUGAAGUUGGGAAAUAAAAUGAAUGUAGACAUCCACACCGCUGUACUUGCCUUUUAUCCUGAAAUGGCGUACCUCCAUCUUGGCUAACUACUGUCAGUCUUUGUUAUUCUGUCUUUCUCUGUUGUGUGUUUUUUGUUUUGUUUUAACCUGUCAGUCAGCAUAGAAACCUCCAACAAAUACAUGCCUGCAGGAAGAGAUAAUGGGCAGUAAUUUCCACAGAAGUGACAGGUCCACAGUUUACCAAUUUGUACCAAAACUCUGCAGAAUAUUUGUUUACUAUUACAUUUAAUAUUGAGAAUCCCAUAUCCAUGUGUAGAAAUUGUGACGUCAUGAAUCCACAUAUUUCUACCUGUUUUACAGGUGGGGCUGAUUGCAUCCUACGCGUUAUGGGCAAUCUCAAGAAGUUUUGGGGUCUUCCUUUUGUCUCGUGUGGUUGGAGGACUAAGCAAAGGAAAUGUCAGCCUGUGUACUGCCAUUAUUGCUGAUCUUCCCUCCUUGCACAGCCGUAGCAAAGGAAUGGUAAGUUGCACAAUCAGUUAUAGGAAGAUGCCAUAUGGGGGAAGUGAGAGGAAAUAGCACAAUGUACCAGUUGGUUCAGUAAAAAUGCAAACUCAGCCAUAUCUUAUGAUGUAAUGUAAUUUAACCACCUCGUUGUAUGUGUGUGUACAGUGCUAUGGAAGGAGUGCUUGGGGACAUGGGUGUUCUUUUAGAAUUUCCAAGCAGUUUCCAAUGUAUCGUAGUGACACUGCCCACAAAUAAAUGUGCUACUGCAGAGGUACGUGUGGUUUUGUUUUUUGUUUUUUAUACUCUUCUCUGCUGUAGUCCUCACCCUAGUAAAUACCCGUAUAUACUCGAGUAUAAGUCGACCCUAAUAUAAGCCGAGGCCCCUAAUUUUACCCCCAAAAACUGGAAAAACUUAUUGACUCGAGUAUAAGCCUAGGGUGGGAAAUGCAGCAGCUACCGGUAAAUUUCUAAAUAAAAUUAGAUCCCAAUAAAAUUAUAUUAAUUGAAUAUUUAUUUACAGUGUGUGUAUAUAAUGAAGGCAGCAUGUGUGUGUGUGUAUUUGUGUAGUGUGUAUAUAAUGAAUACAGUGUGUGUUUGUGUUGUGUGUGUAUAUAAUGAAUGCAGAGUGUGUGUAUAUAAUGAGGUGUGUGUGUGUGUGUGUGUGUGUGUAUAUAUGAUGCAGAGUGUGUGUAUAUGAUGCAGAGUGUAUGUGUGUGUAUGUUUGUGCAGUGUGUGUAAACUGGGUGGGGGGAGGGCAUUUUUAUUUUAAUAUUGUUAAUAUUUUAUUAUAUAUAAUAAUUAUUAUUUUUUUAAUAUAUUUUUUUUGUCCCCCCCUCCCUGCUUGACACCUGGCCAGGGAGGGGGGCUAUAUUAUUCCCUGGUGGUCCAGUGGCAUGGGCUGUGCAGGAGGGAGGCUGGGCAUCCUAAGAGUGAGAGUCCACAGAAACUAGAAUAUGGAGGUGUGCUACUGAACUAGUAUUCCACACAGCAUGACCUCUUUAAAUACAGCCAGAAUAGCUCGGACAACUAUUGCCGAUUGCUGAGUUAAUCUGCUAUAAAUAAUAUUACUAAACUAAUUAAUACUACUAGUUGUAUUUAGUUUGAGUGAAGAUAAAACACACUGUGAGCUGGAAGUGGCAGGAGGGGGGCUGGGAGCAAGCUGUUACAUACCUUUGCAGCUGCUCCUUUCAGCUCCCUUCUCCUACAUUCUGGUCAGGUCACUGUGUAAAUCUCGCUGUCUGCGUGCCGCACGGAGCGUUGCCAUGGUAACCCGUGGCAACGCUCUGACUGCCGCGGGUCUCGCAAGAUUUACACAGUGAGCUGACUGGAACGGAGGAAAAGGGAGCUGAAAGGAGCGACUGCAAAUGUAUGUAACAGCUUGCUCCCGGUCCCCAACAGGACUGCCGGGCUUGUAUUGAGCCCGGCGGUCCUGGUCUGUAUUAUGGCAAUGUAAGUUGCCAUAAUACAGACAGUGACUAGAGUAUAAGCCGAGGGGGACUUUUUAAGCACAAAAAAUGUGCCGAAAAACUCUGCUUAUACUCGAGUAUAUACGGUACUUCAAUACGAUUAAACAAGAAGAAGAAAUGAGGAACUGUCAACAUCAGAGAAGUUACAAGACCUACAAAAAAGGACCCCAGCACAUGAAACAGACUUUGGCUCCGCAACCAUUCCAUGCAAAAUCCAAAAAGGAAAUAUUUUUAGCACACAUCAAUAGAUAAACAGGACUCUACAUUUAUUGAGGCCCUUUCAGUAAGCUGGCCAUUUCGACCUAACAAUAGGUCUUUUUCAAGAAAACUCAGGGAAAUACAAUUUCCCUGGAUUCAUUAUAUUAUGCAAACUUAUUCCUUACAUGUCAAAAAUAACUAAUUGUACACCUCGUACGUCCACACCUACAUCUUAGCUCCUUGUCAAUCAUUGUUAUAAGCUCGGUCCUUUGUAACGGACAGAGAAAACGUGCAGAGAAGACGAGGAACGAAACAAGCUUUAUACUUCUCUUUCUCAUUUGCACUGAGUGCCUUGGCAGUACCUUGUCUGAACUGCGAUGUUAUUUACUAAAUAUUUAAUGUACAUUUGAAAGAAAUGUCACACAAACAAAGUUAACCCAAAUGACAGGUGAAUUUUCAGUCUAUGGUGUCAUUCUUAGUGUGGUGACUUUUUUUUAUAUUAAGAUUUUUCUUAUAUUCCGUAUGUUGUGGGAUUUUCAGACAUUCAGUUCAAUAUAGAGAAUAGAGUCAGCGCUAAUAUAUUGGAGAGAGAUACAAGAGGCAGCAAUCCCAAACAAGGACUCCCUCAAGUGACCUUGGGAUAAAUACAAAAAACAAUCAAAUAGAAGGAUGGGACUGCGCCAAUAGACGGAAAUGAAAAGUCCUUAUUAAAAUAUGGAAAUAAAGUCCAAAUGUAAUAAAAAACUUGGUAUUAUGUUCGUCUCUGUAGUUUUGUUCCUUCCUGGUAUAUGAAGGAGGGUGAUGAAUGAUGAGGUGGUGUGGAGUGAUCCAACGGGUAUCCAAAUGAAAAAGAAGAGGUAAUACUCACUUUUAGUAGAGCUUAAUCCAGCUCUGGUGUGGAUGGCUUGCAGCGGUAUUAUCCCCGCUUAUAGGAUAUAUGGUGAGCUUCCUCUUCAGUAUGAUGACCGGCAACCAGGUAGAAGAUGAAACGAAAAAGCAAUAAUAGUGCAAUAUGUCCCAAAAAGUAGAUAAAAGGUAUAAAAAUAUAAAAGAUACACUCACAUUUAAUAGAGCUUAUACUAGCUCUAGUGUAGUAGGCAUGCAACGGUAUGAUCCCCCGUAUCUGGGAUAUGCGGUGAGCGUUCGUUGGUACAGUUCUUUAGGGUGGUAGCAGGAGCUCAGGAAGAAGAUAAUAAAACAGCAAUAGUGCUCUCAGUAAAAUAAUGCUGAUUAAUAAAAUAAAAUAAAAUAUACUCACAGUAUAUAGGGCAGACUAACUGCUCUAUGGUAUAGGCGCGGGUGGUAUGAUCCCCACCUCAGGAUGUGUUGAAGUAUUGACGACAAUAAAUAAAAAAGCCAGGUAUUUUAAAAUAAAAAAUAAAAAUAAAUAAAAGAUAGUGGUACAAGAGAAUAAAGUGACCAAAAUCUAUUUAUUGACAAUAAUUUAAAAAAUAUAUUAGUAUAAUAUCCAUUAUAUUCAAUAUCCAAUAUGGAUAUUAUACUAAUAUAUUUUUUAAAUUAUUGUCAAUAAAUAGAUUUUGGUCACUUUAUUCUCUUGUACCACUAUCUUUUAUUUAUUUUUAUUUUUUAUUUUAAAAUACCUGGCUUUUUUAUUUAUUGUCGUCAAUACUCAAAUACAUCCUGAGGUGGGGAUCAUACCACCCGCGCCUAUACCAUAGAGCAGUUAGUCUGCCCUAUAUACUGUGAGUAUAUUUUAUUUUAUUUUAUUAAUCAGCAUUAUUUUACUGAGAGCACUAUUGCUGUUUUAUUAUCUUCUUCCUGAGCUCCUGCUACCACCCUAAAGAACUGUACCAACGAAUGCUCACCGCAUAUCCCAGAUACGGGGGAUCAUACCGUUGCACGCCUACUACACUAGAGCUAGUAUAAGCUCUAUUAAAUGUGAGUGUAUCUUUUAUAUUUUUUAUACCUUUUAUCUACUUUUUGGGACAUAUUGCACUAUUAUUGCUUUUUCGUUUCAUCUUCUACCUGGUUGCCGGUCAUCAUACUGAAGAGGAAGCUCACCAUAUAUCCUAUAAGCGGGGAUAAUACCGCUGCAAGCCAUCCACACCAGAGCUGGAUUAAGCUCUACUAAAAGUGAGUAUUACCUCUUCUUUUUCAUUUGGAUACCCGUUGGAUCACUCCACACCACCUCAUCAUUCAUCACCCUCCUUCAUAUACCAGGAAGGAACAAAACUACAGAGACGAACAUAAUACCAAGUUUUUUAUUACAUUUGGACUUUAUUUCCAUAUUUUAAUAAGGACUUUUCAUUUCCGUCUAUUGGCGCAGUCCCAUCCUUCUAUUUGAUUGUAUUCAGUUCAAUAUGGUUACAAGGCAAGGAUACACCUUUUAACAUGUGCAAAACAAAUAACACAUUAAUCACAUUAAUUACUGGCAUGGAGGUACAGAAAGGAUUUAAAAUAUUUAUUAUUUUUCUUUCUUUAUUGAGAGGUGAAGAAUAUCACAAUGAGAGAAUGCGUAAUACAAACGUCUAUGUAAUAUAAACAGAAUUGAAAACAGCUAGACAUACAACAGACGGUCCAGUAUGUAAAACAAUGCUGUUGAACCUUUUGAGGCUUUUUUUUCUUCCAUUGAACAUGUUUGUGUUAUGUCGAGUUUAAUCAGUCAAGUUCAGCCAUCUUUUAACUGUUUACAUAGAAAUGAACGAGUGAUUAAAGCUUGAAUAUUUAUGAAUGUCGUGUUUAGUGGAUUUCAUUCCCCUUAAAAAUAAUGUUGCUUAUUAUCUAACAAUGAAUAUAUUUGCUUUAGGCAAUGAUUGGAGUAGCUUUCUCGUUGGGAUUCACAGUAGGCCCCAUGGUCGGAGCUUACUUUGCAAUGAAUGCUGCUACAGGAGAGCUUUUUUAUGUCCGGCCGGCCAUUCUCGCCCUACUUCUUUCGGUUGCCGAUUUGAUAUUCAUCUUUUUGCUUCUUCCUGAGACCCUUCGCAAGGAGAACCGGGUAAAUUAUUCUCUUUAAACAUGAUUGUAACUAGGCCAGGCCGCUGUUCAGAUUUUCAGACACUCCGUAGAAAGUACUAGUGACAUAAAAUUGAUUGUGUGUCACUGAAACAAUUGGAUCUUUGUAUAUAUUACUGUGGUGACUUUUGUUAUACAUUUAGAACGUAGAAAAUUUUCUAUUAUUGGCUACCAGAACAUUAAAUUAUUAAAUAAGCUUCUUUGUGGCUCCCCAACACAGGGGAAACUGCUAGCAUUAUACAGAAAGUCCAAGUUUAUUUUAUACAAUAAGUAAAUAGGUGAGGGCACACUCCAAACAACACUUAUAAUUACCCUUAGUUGAAAGAUAUACUCCGUAUUUAAUUAAUUCCUGUAUAAAAUAUGUAAGAACAGGAAGAAAACACACAAAGGGUAAUAACGUAAAAAACCUUAAAAUUUAUAAGACAAAUAAGGUUUCACUCACAUGGUCAUGAGCCACUUAAAAUAAGCUGGCUCAGACUAAAAGCGUAGAAAAUAUCCGUUUGUGGUACUUCACACACCAGGCUGUUUCCCCUUUGUGGUCUCUAUUUAUAAUUAAAAUAUUCCAGGAUGCAUGGAAUAAAAUAAAACUUUAUUGGACACACUAUCAUAAGGGGUAAAAACAAAACACUGGGUAAAAUAAAUUAAAAGUCCACUAAAUAAAAACAAACUUAACGCGUUUCGGCUAGAGCCUUUAUCAAAAGUCUGUUUUCCUCAGUAUGCUUCAGUCUUUAAAUAUUCGUUUUGGCGCCCUUUUUUUGGCGCCUUUUUGCACGUUUUUGUGUCCUCCUUUGAUCUUCUUCCGGGUCUGGAUGGCAUCCUACACCUUAGUCCUUCACUUCCGGUUCGUGUUCUGACGCAACUUCCGGUUUCAGCGGCAUGACGGAACUUCCGGUGACAUCACUUCCGGUUUUCGAUCUUCCGGUUUCGGAAGAAAUUGCCAAUACUUGUAAUGUCUUUUUUUCAACAAAUUAUUGGCAAAAACAAACUCUUAACUCCAUUAAGAACACAUUUACAAUACUUUACAUAUAAAAUAAAAAGAAAAACUAUCUUUGUACUCAUCAUUUAUAGCGAUAUUAGACCAUUAAAAAUAUAAACCAUUAAUAUAAUUUUUAUAAUUUUUCUUCUUGAAGAGGGGGAGAGAAAAAGAUAUAUAAAUUAAUUUAUAUACAGGUACAAAUUAUUGGAAGAAAGAGAGAUAUUCAAAACUAUGAGAUCAACCCUAUAUAAUCGAGAAAGGAGUUAAAAAAUUCUCCUAUAUUUGAUAAAGGCUCUAGCCGAAACGCGUUAAGUUUGUUUUUAUUUAGUGGUUUGAUAAAGGCUCUAGCCGAAACGCGUUAAGUUUGUUUUUAUUUAGUGGACUUUUAAUUUAUUUUACCCAGUGUUUUUACCCCUUAUGAUAGUGUGUCCAAUAAAGUUUUAUUUUAUUCCAUGCAUCCUGGAAUAUUUUAAUUACAAAUAGAGACCACAAAGGGGAAACAGCCUGGUGUGUGAAGUACCACAAACGGAUAUUUUCUACGCUUUUAGUCUGAGCCAGCUUAUUUUAAGUGGCUCAUGACCAUGUGAGUGAAACCUUAUUUGUCUUAUACAUUUUAAGGUUUUUUACGUUAUUACCCUAUGUGUGUUUUUUUCCUGUUCUUACAUAUUUUAUACAGGAAUUAAUUAAAUACGGAGUAUAUCUUUCAACUAAGGGUAAUUAUAAGUGUUGUUUGGAGUGUGCCCUCACCUAUUUACUUAUUGUAUACUGUUUAUUUGUAUGUGUUUUGAGUGACACACAUAUGGUGAUAGGAGCACCUCUCUUUGUUCUGGAUAUUUUAUUAUUUUAGCCUUACACUUUUAUUCACUCAAGUUUAUUUUAUGUAUGUAUAAUGCUGAUAAACUUGUAUCAAUACACUGAACCCACAUACACCAAGUGUUGGGAGUGCAAAGUAAUAAAAUAGCAACAUUCUUGUAGCUUAAACGGGAGAGAAUAAUUUUGCAGCUGUAAUUCUCUCCCUAUUUUAAUAAAGUUUUAUAUUUUGAAGUAAAUUAACUAGACGAGUAUAUCAGCUGAUGACUGAACAGCAGAGAUCUCACUUGGUCUGGUUACAGAAGGAGGGUGUGUUGGGUAAUUCCUCUACCCACAUGUUGAAUGUUACACUAUGAGCUGAUCUCACAUCGAAAAAUUUAAAAGGGGAGAAUCCCUGUUUAAUUUCUCCACCCAUAAACCUUACCACUCCGUUUGGGUUUUGCUGAUUUCAUAAUUAAAUUACAAAGCCGUAAACUAUAUAAAUAUUAUAAGUUGCCACCUUCAAUAGAACUCCGGCGCGGCAUCCUGGGAGAAGUGAUAUGACGUCACAUAUUUCUAUUCUGGCUGCGGGAAUACAAAGUGAUCUGUCAGUCUGGUCUGGUACGGGGGACCUCUGUGUUCCUGAUUUUCAGUGUGAUCCAAUUGAGAGACUGGAUAGCAUUGCUUUACACUGUCCAGAUGGAGCCCUUUACCAGAUUAAUGCCUGACCCCUAUCUGUUGGCCCUGUCAGACUGUAUAUGUCUUUUUAUAUUUGUGCCUAUCUUUCUGUGUCACUUUCUGUAUGUCUGUAUUUCUCUAUAUUAACAUGUCUGUCUGUUGUUGUGUCUUUUGUACAUCUGUGUCUAUGUAUGUGUUUUGCUGUUUUUUCUAUACCUUUGAUUAUUUAUCUAAUUUUGAGCAAUAACGGUUAUUUUGGGGAUCUGUGUCUCCAGAAAUAGGGCACUUGAGAAAACUGGGGAUAUAGAUACAGGGGUCUGAUAUUAUGACUGUCUUUGGACAAAUGUUAUGUAUUUUGUUUUCUUAUGUAAACAUAAAUGUUUUCCAUAAAUAAAACGAUCCUAGGGGAAUGUAAUCCGUCUCCUAAAUACCACGUUUCUUAAGUGAGUCUCUUAUAAAAGAAGCAUUCCAUACACACAUAAUAAUGUUUAUAGAAAUGAUUCAUUGUAUGUUUCGUUCUCCUUCGCCCCCUUUCAUAGAUGAUGUUACUUGAUCAUAUCUUUAAAUCCAGCUGAGCCUGUCUAUUGUAUUGUGUUCAUUAAUCAGAAUACCGAGUACGUGUUAUGCACUGGGAAUUUGGGGGUGGGGGGGAAGCUCUUGCGUUUUUUGUAAAGACAUGUAGAAAGUCUGUGCCUGAUUUAUCUGCAUGUUAUAAUUGUUUUAGAAUGGUUUUGUGGGACACUCCCUGCAAAUGGAAUGUCAGUCAUGAGAUCAAUGUUGGGUUUGUGGAUCUAAAUAAUAACCCUCCCCCUACUCGUGUUUUCCACAGGUUAUUCUACUUCUGAUUUAAACGGGUUUAUAGAAAAACAUAAAAUGUAUCUUCUGCAUUACUGUAUACCACUGGAUGGAAGCUUAUUUAUGGUUAUUCACUACAGCAGAUAUUUACCAACAAUAUUGGAACGUAAGUGGGCUUCCAUGCAGCAGUGUCCCCAUUCAAUGUGCUGCAAGUUGGGGAGGUAUAUAUGUAUAAACCUACCAAAGGAGUUAUGAUGAGACUUCGCACAGGUUGACAAUCUUGCAAAAGUUAUUAAACGUUUAAUGCCUGACAAUUCUCCUUUAUAUAUCCUUCAUUAUUAUCAGGGGACAUGACACAGUAAUAUGGUCUAUUGAUAUGUUUUGUUUAAAUGUGUUGCGGUGGUCUCACCUUUCCAUGUUUUGGUCCAUUCUGUGUGCUCUCUUGUAGGUGUCGUCGGUGAUUGAGGGAAUUCAGGGAGCGUCGGACCUUGUCAGUCCCAUGGCCUUGUUUAACUUCUCCGCUGUCACAAGAAGAAAGGACUCUCCUUCUACUGAAAGUAUGUUUCGUCUUUGAUAGCAUUUGUGUAGUUGUUGUAUGAAAAAGGAAGAAAACUAUGUAACAAUUUGUAUUUAAGAUCCUCUUUUCUAUACAAACAUGUCUUAUUCAAAUUGGAAACCCUUCUGGUUGAAAGCAAUCCCUCCUGAUCAUCUGUGUAAUAUUGUAUACUACCAAGCUUCAAUGUAUGAUCUUUCUGUGGCUGGGUGGUAAUUACAAUAGUGAUUCAUCUAGUAUUCCCUAUGGAGACCAGGAAGUAACAGGAUCAGCCAUGGGGUGUAAUCAGUAUAAUUUAUAAAAGUGUCACUUUUUGCAAAAUGAGAAAAGAGGACACACUCUUCACACAUCAAACUUUUUCAGGAAGCUAAAGUGCUUCAGGGGUCUGGAGUGUCCCUUUAACAUUUGUUUGUUUUUAGUGCAAGACAAAAUGAAGUCUAUAAAGCCUCACUUACACUCUUCUUUGCACCAACUAGUUUCUCUACGGUCUUGAAAUCCCAGAAAUACUUUCAGGUUUCCACAAGCAGGCAACUUUUGGCCAAUUUUAGUUAUCUAAUUUAAAUGUUAUGCUUUUUGUUUUAACGACAAUUAGAUCUGCAUGGCUUUAGAUAUACAAUACAGAAGGAUAGCAGAUCAGAUGUGUGAUGUAUACAGCAUACUAAAUACAGACUCUACAGCAAUCUUAUACACACAAUAGAUAACACACUAAAUCUAAAAUACUCAUAUUUCUAAAUAUUGGUCUGAGCCUGAUUUGCAAUAAAUUUUGGCAUUUGUAUUCGGAUGUGUGAUUUGAAUCUAAAUCUGUACAUUACCCCUUGGAAGAAUAUCAUUCUUGUAUAAUACACAAUACAUUUUUUUUUUUUUUUUUUAAUUCUUAAUUUUUGUUGUGCAUAUUAUAGGUAACAACCAACAUGUCGCUCCGCUGCGGGGUUUGACCAGCAUAAAGCAUUAGCAUGGUUAGAACAGUUAUAACAGUAAUUCUCUUGCACAGUUUUUUUAAAUUGUUGAACGUGUGUGUUGUAGUGUAUCAAGGAUGGUUUGUAGAGGUGGCUGCGAGCGUGUAGUUUAGGACUGCGUGGUAUUAGAUCUAGAUCAGUGUUAGGGAUGUGUCGGUUCGGGCUGUUCAGUUUAGAGCUAUCCUGUGAUAGUGUGUAGUGUGGUUGUGGAGGGUGGGUGAACUGGCACCCCUUACCUAGAGGGUGGCGGGGGGAGAGCUGGCCGGUGUGGAGCUGAACACCUGCCAUGUAGUGCCCAUUUUCCAGGUGCUGUUAGUCGUGGGUUGGUGGAUCCUCCAUGGGGGACUCUCGUGUGUGUAGUAUAACAUAUAUUUAAACAUAUAUUUAAAUAUUACUAGUUAUGAUCAACUUGUAACAGUUUCUGGCAUUAUACUUUGCAAGUGGGAAUACAGUCUCUCAGGAGUUCAGGUCCCUGGGUGGGCGGCCGCACCGUCAGCCGGCACGAACGGGUCCACUCGGGAGGGCUUCCAGGUAUGAGUGUUCGCCCGUCUGUCGUCGGUCCUUUCGUGGGGCAGUAGACCCAGUGCUGUGAGGAGAGUCGGGGCUUCUGACAGCGAUGAGAGUUUGUGUACUGUCCCUUUGUGGUUUACUACUAGUAGCCUGGGGGAUAUCCAAUGGUAUUUAAUGCCUGCUGAUCUUAACUUGGUUGUGAGAGGUUGUAGGGAUCUCCACCACUGCAGGGUGGACCUUGUGAGGUCCUGGUAGAAGGUGAGGUAAGCGCCUUCGAAGAUGAGUGGCAUCUUGUGAGUGUCGCACUAUGGCGUCUUGUACUGCCGUCGCUGGGGCCCUGCUGGACUUAGGCAGGCGGUAGGUUCCUUCCAGAGUCACUUUUUUGGCCUGUGCGGCCGGCAAGAUGGUGUCCACCAGUCGCCUCACAUAGUGGGUGAGUUCUUCUGGGGUUACUGAAUCCGGUAUGCCCCUUAUGUUAAGAUGAUUUCUCCUUGAUCUGUCAUUCAGUGUGGCUAGAUGUAUGGAGAGUGAUUGUUGCAUGGUUUGUAGGUGGUGGAUGGUUUCUUGUGCAGUGUGCAUACCUUGUUUGAGGUCGGCAAUGUCACCCUCUGCUGUGUUCACUCUGUCAUUGACUAUCUGCAUAUCUGCCUUGAUGGCUGCCACGUUAGCUGCCACGUUAGCUGCCAGUAGGUUUUUGAUUUCUCCCACCAAGUUUUGGAAGUCCCUCUGAGUGACUGGAGUUGAUCCGUCCCCUGCUGCCAGUGUGGUGGGCCCUGUGUGAGGCUGGAAGGGCUGUGUAUGAGUCUCGGUCUGUGGGGGGUUCUCUGUUGUUCCCAGGCGGCGCCAUUUUAGGAGGUGGCUGCCGCUGGAGCAUAUGUUCAAUGUUCUGUGCCCCUGAUGGUGUGUGUGUGGGGGAGAUUUUUGGGAUCUGCGUCCCAUAUCGGCGGUUGUUGUAGCCUGCUGUGCCGGCCCCUGCUCUCCAGAUGUACCCGGUGUUGUGAAGGCGGCGAACAGAGCCGCCAAGCCCAGGCUUUGAGUAGCGUGGUAGGCCCCGGCCUUCCGCUUUUUCUUUGGCGCUUUGGCCGCUUGGAAAAACGGCAUAUGGUGUGUUGGGCUCGUGUCCUCGGUGCUUUCGGGUAAGUCGCUGUUUUGUGUGGGUAUUUUGGAAGUAUUUUUGGGGAUUUUUAUGCUCGUUUGCAUCGGAGCUGAUGCGACUUACGUUCGUUCAGGCGCAGGCUCCGCCCCCACACAAUACAUUUCUACUUGUAUUAUGGGUGUUACAAUCUUAAAAACCCGAGUACCUUCUUUAGGGGAGCUUUUGAAAGGAGAUUAUAUGCAGCAUAACCACUAAAGCUUUGUUUAAUGAUUAGGACGCCUGAACCCCAUUUUCUGUUAAAGCCAUUUUGGAGGACAGUGACAGAAAAUGGGUAACUUCCCAUUAUCCACAGGCAGGCCCCUCUGCAACUGCUCAGAUAAUGUGCAAAUGAAUCAUCACAUUAUCUUUCCAGAAUGGUCCUACCUUGGAUGGCAAUGAUGGGGUGUGAGUUCUGAUGAUAAGUUAGCACCCAAAACCUCAAAUCACCGUAACAGCUACAAUGCACUGUAGGGAUUAUGUUACUUAGAGUUUCUAUUUAAAUCUAUAACAAAGAUAAAAAAAAAAAAUCAAGUUGAAAUAAAACCAUCUUGACAUUAUAAAACAUGUGUCUAGUAUUUCCCUAUUUGACUCAGUAAAUGAAUCUAGCUUUUCUGUAAUAAUAUAGAAUGCAUUCACUAAACAAUGAAUGACCAGUGAAUUGAAAAACAAAUUACAUAAUCCAGGUAAAAAAAAAAAAAGCCAAACUGUAUCAGUAGUGGAAUUGGCGAAUUAUCCGACUCUGCUAUUUCAGCCUAAAACUUGCAAUUUGUUUUUCAAUCCACCACAAUUCAGUAGUUUGUGAAUAAAUGUGUGCUCUCUGUAGAAAUUGCAUUGCUGUUUAUGUCUGCCAGAGGGCGCCAGAAUCCUUAGACUUUCCCUGGGUGGAGAAAAAAAUGCAAUACGAAUUCUACACUCUCUCCAACAACCCUGACUUUUAUCUACAGGAAUACAAUGGGACAAUUAACUGUUUGUUAAAGGAAUGUUUGCAGCUUUUCAAGCUUGUAAUCUGUAAAAAAAAAAAAAAUAAAAAAAAAAAAUUUAAAUGUUAAAAUGUUGCUAAUUAAAAUGAGGGUUUCUUGUACGUACAGCUCCAUCCAGUCCGUUAUAUGUUUGGCGGCUCGACUAUUGACUGUAUCUUUAUUUGUAGAACUUCAGAACCUGCGAGUUCUGGGUCUGGUUUACUUCCUGUACCUUUUCCUGUUUUCUGGUCUGGAGUACACCAUAAGCUUCCUGACCCACCAGCGGUUCCAGUUUACCAGGUAAGGCCCGACUUGUUUAUACGUGCCAUCAACAGGAAUUUGUAGUUUGUGGGGUUUUUUUCUUUCAAUUAUUCUUAUUAUUUAUAUGGCGAUUAUCAUCAUGGAUUGAAUCUGACUCUCAAUCUGAUAAAUGACAUGAAUUCGUUGAUAAUCCAUUAGUGCCUUAUACAAUUUUUAACAGUGAUUCUGGCAAUAAAGUCGUUUCUAUUUUGCUUUAAGUGUAACUUUAAAGUUUUAUUUUUUUAUUUUUAAUGAAAUGUAAUUCUGGCGAGUUGUGUAUGACUUGGCUAUGCAAUAAAUACCUACUAUCACAAUACCCAGGUUAUCCUUCCUCUAAUGCACCUAGCUGCUAUUAAUAAAUUCACCAAUUAUUUCUGGUAUGUUCGAAGCGUUGAAGAUGUCUUGUAGCUGUUGUUUGACUGAUUGGAUUAGCACUUCUAAAUGGCAGGUACAGUUAUUUGCUGCUAAUUCUCAAACAAGUCUUUUAUGGAGAGCAGGCCUACUUAUCCUGAUAAGCAUGGCAGCACCCUAGCUUGUCACUCUGUCUGACACUAUCCCUGCUGACAGUCUGUGCGACACUGUGCUCUGAUACCGAGCUGUCACAGUCAGCUGUGCUAUUCCCAUUCAUAGCAGACUCCUGAAUCAAUAAAGGCUUCUUUUAGCCUCUUCAUGGUUUAGGAACUUUGCCUUCAAUCUUUGUUUUCCAUGGCAGCAUCUUUGGUGAGGAAAGAGUUUUUUUUCAUAGCUGCCCAGUUUUGUUAUCAUUUUUUUUUUUUUGUCUGAAUUUGACAAGCUUUCAGUUCUUUAUAACCAUAGCAUACAGCAUAGAAUUUGUUUCUGUAAUAUGCCGUCCUGCACUUUUACAUAGGGACUCCUGUACCAUUUUUCUUUCUCUCUGUGAAUGCAACAGCACUUAACGUGUGCACAGGUAAUACCGUAUUAUAAAACAAAUGCAGUUCUAGUUUACAAUCCGCAAGAGCACAGUAUAUGAUAGUUGGAUGAGUUUUAUAAAUAAUAAUAUUGUGCCAGAAGGCCAUAUGAUGAUAAAUGGGGUAUGCCCUUUAAUUUCCUUUUAAGGGAAGGAGAGGAAGGGGCAGAGGAGAUGAGAUUAGGGCUGUAUAAGCAAAGUGAUUUAAAAAUGACAGAGAAUUGACCAGUUAGAACGCGUGGAAAUAAUCUGUACACCAAAACAAACCCCAUUGGCUAAACGUGUUUUGGUGCUACUAGUGUCCAUUUUUAGUUUCAUCGUUUUUAAAUAAUAGUUAUUUGGCACAGCGGAUACAGUGGGUACUAAAAUGGAGUUGGGUUAAUGCUGUGCUGUGUUUGGGGCAAGUUGUGUUUAUACAUUUGCUCUGUUUGAUACAGAUUAAGGCAGGUGAAAUCCAUAUCUUUAUGUAAUGAAGCUGAAAUAUGAGUGAAAUGCUUACUGAAUUCCAAAUAUGGCUGACAUUUAUUCACACGAGUGUCCCAAGAUUUAUAAAUGUCCACACUAAUUUGGGACAAAUAAAAAAACAAAACAGUAAUUUAAUCACAUUUGAUGGACACUGAUAAAGUAAAGCAUUUUGACCGGCCAGUUCUGUACUUUACGUAUAUAUGAGAUGUUUUCUUAGGUGUAAUGUCAUCCGCAGUGUAAGCUGGGGGAAGGGUUCUGUAAAAGUUUUCUUGAGAAGUGAAUACAAAGUGCUUUAUUAAUAUUUAAAGGCCGGGCACCUUGACUUUAUUGAUUUCCUGUGUGUUCAAUGGCCAGCUCUCCUUACUUAUUAAUAUUACAAUAAAUGAGAUUUGCGCUGUUUCUGUUUUUAUUUUUUAUUUCAAUUGACUGUCAACUCUGUAGUUAAAAACUGAAAAUGAUUACUUUGCUGAGAAUAUUAUAAAUACUGUCAUUUGCACACCACCAUCUGGUGCUAGUUAACAUUUAGAUGGGAUCAGCCCAAAUCGAAGAGUAAACAGACCACUGACACUACAAUUCGCUAUGUAAAUGGUCCCAGCUGUGAAACCUGCCCGCAUCCUGACAUUUCUCGUUUCUGUUGGCAGCAUGCAGCAAGGAAAGAUGUUUUUCUUCAUCGGAAUAACGAUGGCGUUGAUCCAAGGGGGGUAUGCUCGAAGAAUCAAACCAGGAAAUGAAAUCAAAGCUGUGAAAAGGGUACUUAAAGCAUGUGUGUGUGAAUGGACAGCAUAGUGUAGGGUUCUAGUAAUAACAUAGUUACAUAGCUGAAAAGAGACUUGCGUCCAUCAAGUUCAGCCUUCCUCACAUAUGUUUUUGCUGUUGAUCCAAAAGAAGGCAAAAUACCUAGUCUGAAGCGCUUCCAAUUUUGCAACAAACUAGGAAAAAAAUUCAUUCUUGACCCCAAAAUAGCAGUCAGAUGGCUCCUUGGAUCAAGACCCCACCAAUUAGAAAUUAUAUCCCUGUAUGUUAUGUUUUUGCAAGUAUUUAUCCAAUUUCAAUUUAAACAUCUGUAUGGACUCUGACAAAACCAACUCUUCAGGUAGAGAAUUCCAUAUCCUUAUUGCUCUUACUAUAAAAAAAAAUUUCUUUGCCUUAGAUGAAAUCUCCUUUCUUCCAGCCUAAAUGUGUGACCUCAUGUCCUAUGUAUAGCCCUGUUUAUGAAUAGAUUUCCAGAUAAAGGUUUGCACUGGCCCCGAAUAUAUUUGUAUAAUGUUAUCAUAUCCCCUCUCAGGCGCAGUUUUUCCAAACUAAAGAGAUUUAAUUUUUUUUAACUUUUCUUCAUAACUAAAAUGCUCCAUUCCUUUUAUCAAUUUUGUAGCUCAUCUCUGCACUUUUUCUAGUGCCAUGAUAUCUUUCUUUAGAACAGGUGCCCAAAAUUGCACAGCAUAUCCAAGGUGUGGUCUUACCAUCGAUUUAUAAAGAGGCAAAAUUAUAUUUUCAUCUCAAGAAUUUAUGCCCCUAUUUAUACAUGACAAAACCUAACUGGCCUUAGCAACUGCAGAUUGAGAUUGCAUAUUACUGCCUAAUUUGUUGUCCAUAACAAUUCCCAAAUCCUUCUGGUGUGUGGUUAUCCCUAGUUCACUACCAUUUAGGGUGUAAGUUGCUUGUGCAUUCUUAACCCCCAAGUGCAUAACUUUGCAUUUCUCUACAUUAAAUUUCAUCUGCCAUUUUAGUGCCCAGUCCCUCAAUCUAUCCAAAUCCCUCUGCAGCAAGGCAAUAUCCUGCUCACAUUUUAUUACUUUACAAAGUGUUGUGUCAUCUGCAAACACUGAUACAUGGCUUUCAAUUCCCAUUUCAAGAUCAUUUAUAAAUAUGUUAAAUAGAAGCGGUCCCAAAACAGAACCCUGAGGGACACCACUUACCACUUUUGUCCAGCUUUAAAAUGUACCAUUAAUGACAACUCGUUGUACUCUAUGCUUAAGCCAAUGUUCUACCCUAGAACAAGAAUAUUCUUGGGUGUAGGGUUAUAGUAAUAACUACUCCAGGUGCAUGUGUAUGGUAAUAACUACACCGGGGGGUGUUUGGUUCUAGUAAUAACUACUCCCGGUGUAGGGUUCUAGUAAUAACUACUUCGGCUGUAUAGUAAUAACUACUCCGGGUGUAGGGUUCUAGUAAUAACCACUUCGGGUGUAGGGUUCUAGUCAUAACUACUCCGGGUGUAGGGUUAUAAUAACUACUUUGGGUGUAAGGUUAUAGUAAUAACUACUCCGGGUGUAGGGUUCUAGUAAUAACUACUCCGGGUGUAUGGUUAUAUUAACUACUUCGGGUGUAGGGCUAUAGUAAUAAAUACUCCGGGUGUAGGGUUCUAGUAAUAACCACUUCGGGUGUAGGGUUCUAGUAAUAACUACUCCGGGUGUAGGGCUAUAGUAAUAACUACUCCGGGUGUAGGUGUAUAGUAAUAACUACUUCGGCUGUAUAGUAAUAACUACUUUGUGUGUAGAGUUCAAGUAAUAACUACUUUGGACGUAGGGUUAUAGUAAUAACUACUCUAGAUGUAUAGUAACUCCUCCAGUUUAGGGUUUCUAGUACAAAGCUAUUGUAUUUAUUGUUUAUUCACAGAAUCGAAAGACAACUGGGAGUAUUGAAAGUACCACAUGUCAGUUUUAAAAAGAUACCUCAAAAAUAUUUAGCAAAUUUCUAGAAUGAUACAAAGUGCAGUACAUGCAUGGUGGUGGAUUUCCUGCUAGCUGAGCUAUUUGAGAGAGUUGUCUGAGCAAGUUGUAUAUUUAGAGGAUAGCUUGGAAUUGGCAUCUCUGAAUUAGUAACAGAUAUAUCUGAUAUUUAUUGCUAAUAUAACCUUGGUCUAGGUUUUGUUUUUAUGUGGCAUUCAAUGAAUUUUCGUACACACAUUAUACAUUGAUAUCUUCUGCAGGCCAUCAUUCUCCUGAUUCCAGCAUUCAUUCUGAUAGGAUGGUCAAACAACAUGGGCGUCCUGGCCGCUGGACUCAUACUUUACUCCCUCGGUAAGUUAGUCCUGUUGCAAUGGAGGUGAUAUGGACUUUCAGACAGAGGGAUUUAUGGGAAAUAGAGCAGAGUGUUGGACUAAUGAUUUAGAUAUCCAUUGCAGUCUGGUUUAGACACCCUUGUUCUGGAACGAAAGUGUAAUACAAAAAGAAACCACAGGAUUCAUUAAAAUAAUGUCUGUUAAUGAGAACUACUAAUCUGUGACUAACCAACUGCCCAUUAGCUACAAGUCCCACUUUGUUUCGUUGCUGAGGGUACUGAUGGUUUCAUUCCAAUAGUUUCUGGAUUUAUGCCAGCUUUGGCCCUAUCCCACCGUUCUGCUUUAUCAAAUGAAGGGUUGGAUCUGUCCAUUUUUGCUGAGCGUUUUCGUUUGUAUUAUCUCUGCCUGGAAGAACUUUUUUGUAAAUGCACGUUGACCUUCAGUAAUUAAUGUCUGCCUCCCUGAUUUCUGGGCCCCGCUAUUGUAGCAAUUGUUUUGCUGACAUAGUGACUAGUGUUUGGAACAGAGCCAUCUCACGCCCUGCUAGGCGAAUAUGAAACACAUGCUAAAAGCUGAAUUCUCCGUUCUGUAUUCUUGGUCUAUAUCACUUGAAAUCCUUUUGUUUAUUGUAUUCAGUUGUUCAAAUUGCGGAUGCUCAGAGUGCAUCAUCAGACCGAUGUAUCAGUUCGAACCCUUAUCAAAGUGGAAUUGUAACUCACUCUGUGGGGGUUAUGUAGGAGUAAUAUUGCUUUUAUCAACACUGGAAACUUUAUUCACUGAACAGCAUUGAAAACCUAUAUCUAAAUGUCAUGCUAAAUUAGCCAGUAGGUGCUUUAAUUUUGCCCAGGCUUUCAUUUCACUAGAAUUGGUUGUUUAAUGGAUAAACCCAUUUUUUGCAUUUCUGUUUUUAUAAAAGGGUCUAAACGUGGCUUACACCCAAGAACACUUGCAGCUUUUUAUUCUCAUUUUGCACCUUUCGUCCAGCGCAUACAGCACCAGUCACAGGAUGCUGGGAAUUGUAGUGCAAUGACGUAAGAAAGAAAUUCUGCACGUUGACCCUUAUUUUUUACCUAUUGUGCGACAAAUUAGAAUAUAGAUUUUUAUUUUAAUGCAGCCGGCUCCCUUAUUUUAGACUGCAAGGCAGAUACUUGCUGGCUUGAAAUGUGUCUUAGAAAAUCAGUUUGUCCUUAAUGGAUGCAGCACUACUGAGAUGGGACGCUUCCAUCAAAAGAUGUGACUUUUAGGAAUUAUUAUUUCACUGUAAACCUUAGAUCUUUGCUUUACACCUUUAUAAGUUACUGUGAAAUUGGGACAUGUUCAUUAAAUGACACGUAAGCCGUGGUUAAUAAUGAAAUUGUAGAUUUGGCUUUAUCGCAUCUGCCAGUAGAAUGGUUUCAUGUUUUGAAGAGUAACAUGUCAUGUAUUUUGUAUUCCAGCUGCAGCUAUUGUUGUGCCCUGUUUAUCCUCCGUGGUGUCAACCUACGGUAUGUAUAACAAAGAUACAUUGAGUCUCCAAUUGUGUUUUUAUUUCUUUAAAUCGUUUAGAUAUAAAACCAAAGUGUAAGUGCAUGGGUUUUAAGGAAGCUUCUGUGGUGUCUGAAACCUGUGAAUUAUACCCCUGUUUGUCCAUCAUAUGAGGACAUGUUGCUCACUGCCUAUAAUAAUGAUAAAUGAUAACUAUAAGGGAUGAUCACUUCAUGCUUUCUGCUGGUGCCACCUUCCAGCAGUUAUACAGUGUGCGCACCUACAAGCGAGGCUCUCCCUCUUUUCUUGUAACUUUCCUGUAUUUGUUUCACAUUAAUUGCUAUUUUUGGGUGGAGCGGUUGCAUUCAGUCGCUAGACUGACCAGUGUGGGACUCCCCUGACCUGGAAAAGAGGAUACUCUUUUGCCUUAGAUACCAACACCACAUCGCGGCAGCAUAGAGCUCUCUAUAGACCACCUUCAGCACCCCAGAUGUUGUGGAAUACACUACUUUCAGUGCUCGUAUGGCCAUAAUGCUGGCAAAGCAUCAGGGGCGAUGUAGUCCACAACAUCUGGAGUGCAAGGGUUACUCCAAGCAUCAGAAGCAAUACAGCCCGCUUUAGUGGUUAUGUAGUGAGAAGUACACUGGCCCCGUUCCACAUUAAUGGGGCAAACGUAUUAGAAACUACUUCUCUAACGGCCCUCUAACCUGGGACCCAACUGGCUUCUGCUCAUCCUACUGCUCAUUCAUUGGUUGAGAGAGUCAGCUGGGCAUGCUCAGCCAAUAAAUGACAUGCACAGAAUCUACAUUGGCCAGCACAGAACUCUCGUUCUUGGUUGGGUAAUGGCAAAGGGGCUUAACCCAGUAUGUGCCGCGUUUCAUAGCAAAACAUGCAUAUACAGACUCAAAGCAACAUGAACACUUCAAAUCCCUAAAGUGGUCAUGGUGCUUGCAGUAACCCUUUAACACUCUGUAUAGUUGGAUCUGAAUGUACAAAGUGUUAGAACUGCAAUAGGCCCUAAUCUCAGCAGUAAUGGGCUUUUGUCCUCUCCAUUUUGUUCAUAAUGCAGAAUUAAUGCAUAGAUCGGUACAGUUUAUUAUGCUGGCAUGACAUUAGAGUGGAAAAGAUAGUGCCCAGUGUUAUGAGUACUACAGGUGAUGCGGAGAAAACCAUGCAUCAAUGAAAGACAAUUAAAUAAUUUCUAUAUUGUUUAUAUGCAGAUGUGUGUAAUACAUUUUCAGUGAAUUGCAAUUCUCCAAUCUCUACAAUGACAAGGAAGGUCAUCAAAUAUGGCACACAUAUUAACACACUAUCAAUAUCAUGCCUUUAAGUGAUUAACAAAAAAAAAAAUCCUAUUAGCAUGCUGGAAUGUUAAGAGACUUUGUUUUCCUGCACCGUCCUCUACAUGUGACAUUGAAUACUGUAGGCACUAGAACAAAUUCAUCUUAUUGAAGUGGAUAUAGUUCCUUAAAGGAACACUAUAGCAUUAGGAAAACACACGUGUUCUGAACGCUAUAGUGAUCUGGUCACUAUUUAGGUUACACCCCCUCCUUUGUGAAGUGAAAAGGUACUCAACAUUUCUCCCUCGCCCCGAUCCUCUGAAGUGGUCUGGGUGCCUUUAGUGUCCCUUUAAGUAGGUGUCUUAGCCUCCAAUAGUUUAUAUUGUAGGCUUGGACGCAUUGGCUACAGUGUACACAAGUGGGGACCUAAAUCUAACUAUAGUAUUAGAAAUACAAAUUUGUAUUCCUAACCCUAUCAUGUCUUUUUAAGGUGUUCGAUUUAAAGUAAAUUAAAGAUGGCCUGUUUUUGCAGUACUUCUCUGGACCUGCUUGAUGUCUUUCCCUCCUAUGUUCAUGUCUUUAGUUUUUUUUACAUUUUCUUUUAUAGGGUCGGCUAGCCAGAAAGGGACCGUCAUGGGUAUUCUCCGAAGCCUGGGGGCUUUGGCUAGAGCUGUGGGACCUGUUUUAUCAGCAACAUGUGAGUACUGUCUAACUACAGGCUGAGCCUCCUUGCACCCACUUAACAGAAGCUCCAUUUUUAACAGCAGAAUGCUACUAUAGAGGACUUAUAUCUGUUAGAAUUUCUGGGCACCCACCAAAGAUAUUCAAAAUUGAUGGAAAAAGUGAAAAAAAAAUGCACUUUCUCACCCUUGCUUUAAAAAAUAAUAAUAAGAGAAUUCUCAAACAUGAAAUGUCCUGCAUGCACACUAUCCUUACCUAAGCACCCCUUUAAAUAAAUAGCCCUCCCCAUUAUAACUGAACCUAAAAGUGAAACUUUGUGCUGCCUGGGUCCAAGGAUGAAAUGCUAUGGACGAGCCACCAUGCUUGAGUCUUACAUAAUAACUUAGGUUCUGAAUCGAAGGAACAAGAAUGUGCGAAAUGUUUAUGUAUGUACAUGUAAUUUGUAAUGGGCUCUAGAGAUGAGUUUUUAGUCCAAGGAACUAGGACCACCCUACGCAGAGAUACUGCAGUUUCUGUAAAUAUCUGUAUAACCAAAAUUUGUUGUGCGCCUUGGCAUAAAGAUGGCUGCCACGGUUCAACCAAGUUAAAUUAAAAAAAAAAAUUUUUUUAAUUUUUAAUUUUUUUACAAAAUUGGGUUUUGCAAUACCAAUACAUGAAGGUAAUCAUUUAAUUAAAAAAAAAAAAAGGAAAAUUAAAAAAGGUCAAGCAAUUUAUGCUGGACCACUUAUGAUGGCUUAAUCAAUAUGCUCUAAUGUGAACUUUUCAUCUAUCCCUUUUAAAGGGACACUGAGCACCAAACCAACUUUAGCUUAAUGGUGUAUGCCCCUGCAGUCCUACUACUUAAUUCUAUGCCUUUUAGGGGUUAAAUCAAUUUGUUUGUGUAGCCCCUGUCACAACCUCCCUCUCCACUUCCUGAACAAGAGGUUUUAUGUAAAAAAAUAAAUUAAAACAAUGUGAAUUUUAUUUUUAAGUCUCCUGCUCUGUGAAUUGCCUGCUGGAGCCUCCAGCAGCCUCCUGUGUGUAAUCAAAGUUCAAUAAACAGAGUAGAGGAUAGGAACUUCUAAAGUAAACACAAUGUACUGUACAAAUUAAAACCUUUUUCAUUUUGUGGGGGCUGUAUGAGUCACAGCCAGGGGUAUAUGUGACUACGUCUUCAUAAACAAUGUGAUUUCAUUGCUAGUAGGCAUAUUAAGGAGCAGUAAGGCUGCAGUGGAAUGAUCUAUAUGUGGAAACUGCUUAAUUUUAAUAAAUAGAUUAAAGCUAAAGAUGUUUUGGUGCUUAGAGUAUAUGUUUAAUACGAGCAUGUACUGCAUGAGAUUACGUUUUUAUGAGUACUACAUUGCGGGAUUCCCUGUCAGUUUGUUUUCUUGUCAUUUGACUGGAACACAAACUGCGAAGGGUUUACAAAGCUGGCUGCAAAUAUCCAGCAAUAUAGCUCAAUCUCUGAAUCCUUGACCAUUAGUGGCUGUUAAGAAUUGAUCUAUUGGGUGCUGGGCUUCUGUUUACCGUUUACAGACAUGGCCUGGUGAUGGCUGCUUGACUUGCAUGGUCACUGUAAAAUAAUCCUGAUACUCAAUCCUUAUGUUACACAUAAAUAAACCUUUUCCUUUGUUAAAUCUAGCCAAUUUGUUUUACUUAUGACAAUUCAGCUGGAAGUAAGAAAUAAACUCCUGUAUGUCACAGGGUUCUCACUAGCGAGAUUAAAUCAGCAGUUGAUAGUGGCUGGGCACAUUACCUGGGUCAGUUUCUGGGUGGAGCUGUUUUACGGAAGGGGAGGACAUACAGUGUUAGCAGUUACAGUGAAUGGAACAUAGUGCAUUAUUUUCCCAGCUACUCAGAGCUCACAGGUCCGAUCUCAUUGCCAGGUGCUCACAGCCUGAUAAGUCUCCUAUAUAACACAUUCUCCCUUCUCUCUUGCAGUGUACUGGCUCAUCGGGGCCGAACUUUGCUUCAGCAUUUGUGCAGUAUGUUUCCUGAUUCCAGUUUUCUGUCUUCGACGAGUGAAAGUACAACUUAAACAGGACACAAAAUAACGAAUAACAGAAGAGACUGUUACAACUGGCAAACGAUGUGUGACGCUAAAAGGAUCGGACGUGCAUCUUGCUGGAAUUAUGGGGAAGAUGUUCUCUGUGGGUGUUAAAUGGUUUUUAAUGAAGGACAAUUUUUCUCUUUUAAUAUUGCUCACCCAUCCAUCCACAGUAACAUUUUGUGAUGUGUUUUCUCAUAGUGAUUUUAGCCCUAGCUGGUGCUAUUUGGGUAACUCAGUAUUAUGAGUAUUAUCGUGCUUAACAUUAUGAGAAACAUCGCUCCAGCCGCUCUAAUCUCAACCCUCUAAACCACGGUUCUCCAGACUCUGGCCCUCCAGAUGUUUCUGAACUACAACUCGUAUGAUUAUCUGGCUAUCUCAUUUAAAGAAUAGUGGGAGUUGUACUUCAGCAACAUCUGAAGGGCCAGAGUUCACUGUAUUUGUAAAAAGGUUCAGUAGCUGUAUUGGAGAAAACUGAAAACAGCUGAUUUGGAGAAUUCUUCCAAUUUGAUUAUUAUGGACUAAAAUGUUAAAUUUUUUUAAAUUCCUGAUGAAUUCCUGAUAAAAUAUAACUUAAGUGAAUACCCCCUGUUAUAGUAACCGUGAGUAGGGGGUAGGGGAAUCAUCAACCCAAUAUUCCACAAACCUGCCAUUUGUGACCAAAAUCUUGAACAUUUGAUUUACUGCAUAAAACCCAAUAUCACCGUAACCCCUUAAGGACCAAACUUCUGGAACAAAAGGGAAUCAUGACAUGUCACACAUGUCAUGUGUCCUUAAGGGGUAAAUAUUGAAAAUGGAGGUGCAUAGAGCACUCCUUUCUUGGCUGAUACAUGUGUGACUUCAUAAAAUAUGUUUGUUCCUCAAUUACAUUUUUACUGUUACCCUGAUUGACAAUUCCUGCCCUAGGAGCUUAUUUGAUGUUCUAGCGUAUUAUACCAUACUAGUUAUUGAACACUAAUUGUAAAUGGUCGGUUUCUAACUUAAAGCUGACAAAGCACCAUAAAGACUGUAGUUGUGCAGAAGCUGCCCAUAUCACAUUGCGGAGGCGUUUUAGCAAAAAGAAUUGAGAGGAAAUUGCGACUCACAAACCACUGGCCAAAGAACCAUCUAUUUUGUAAAUUGACAGCUAUAAGUUAAAUACAGGUACAAGGGCAGAUUUCUUGAAAUGUGUAAAAAUAAAAACCAGAAUGAUUGCCCGAUAAUAAAUCUCCUGGGAUAUCAUAAAUCAAUUCAGUAAUUAUCCCUUAGCUUUGUUGUAAAGAUACCAUAUCAAGGAAGGCUAAUGAUGUGGCUAGACCAUAAGUACAGCAGGAUAUUACCGUGUAAUAAAGAUAUGAGACGUAGCGAGAAAAGUGCAAUAGAAAUGGUUAGAAAAAACAUAGUGACUUUCAGGAUGAACAGCUCAAUACAUUACCAGUCUCAUACUAUACACUUGGGAUUGUGUAUUAAGAUUUUUUUAAUUAUUCUGCUCCCUGCCAACUAUACCUUAUUGUGAGUCAGCGUGACUUCCUAUUUAAAUAUAGCACAUUAUGUGAACUGCACUUGAAAACAACUUACACAGAUCAAUGACAUUCCAGGAAAUGCAAUAUAUUAUUUUACUAGGUGUGUGUGUGUAUAUCAUUUUGAUAUAUUUUUUUAUUUUUUUUACAAUGUUUAUAAGGUUAGGCUAUGGAACUGUUGUAUGAUUUUAGCUCUGGCUUUACGAUACAUAAUUUGGUGUAGCUUGCUUUGGGCUUGUGUAACCAGGCAACGAGAGUGGCCUGACCCUUACAAUAAGAUAAGGGCAACUACCAAUCUCUCUGCAAUUCGCUGGUAUGGCACAGUGUGUCUUCCAAAUGGUGGCAUUUAUGAUAUGAAUAAAAGGUUUUGUUUUUAUAGCAUUGGCGAACAGAUUUGUUUCAGCUUCCUUCAGAGUACCAAAGAUUCCAUGUUUUAGCUUUAUUUCUAUUACAGACAUAUAUAUUUAAUAUUGUUCUAUAGAGAAGGAGGAAAAUAUACCCUUUGUAAUAAUAAUGGUGUUUAUGGUGCCUUCUGAGAUAGACCUCUCUUUAGCUUUGAACAAUGAUGGUUAAGGGUUGGGGUAUUUCAUUGAUGUGAAUAAUACUUUUGUUAUGUUUGUUCCAAUUUUGUUUACAGCAUCACUAAUCCUAGUCACGUUUCUAAAAUACUUAAUUUAAAAAUAGAAUAGAACAUUUUUAUGCAGUGACAGGAUUUGUUGUUUUGUUUUUUAAGGUUAUAUUUAAAGUAACAAAUUCAAACAUUGAGUUUAAACUGUGGCAUCCCAGAUAUUUGGGGAAAGGCCUCGAUGAUUCUCAGUGAUGCUGUUUUGCAAUCGUCACGGGAACUGUAGUUUCAAUUUGUUUUAGAUUCCAAAUCUAAAACUCUCACCCAAAGUAUUGUAGAAAUGCUUUUAGAUUAAACUUUCAAUUUCAGUUAUCUAUGCAGACUGCUUGGAAUUCAUACUCUUUCCCUCUACUCCUUCAUAUUGUAUCAGCUGGUAGUUCACUUAUCAUUAAAGUGGCUCUGUCACCUCAAACUUACCUUUACCAUACCUUAUUACAUUCCUUUAAUCUUUCAGAAUCUGUUCUUUUUUUCAUCUAUUUCUCUUUAAAGAAAUAUACAUAAGACAAAGUAGUCCCUACUGUUUGUCUUUUUUUUCCCCAAGAGAAAUCAAGCGGAAAAGAAGAACAGAUUCUGAAAGAGGAGGCGAGAAGGAAACAAUAUGGGAAAGGUACAUUUAAGGUGACAGAGUAACAAGGGAUUAUGUAGCAAUACACUAUUUCCUUAAUACCUUUUAUAGAAGAGCUCUACACAAUAAAAGCCAUUGAAAGGAUACUGUAGGCUGUCAUUGAUACAUGCCAUAAUACAGUAGUCUAUAAAUCAAUUUAGAUAAGAUACAUAAGCGCGUGUUUUUACUGCAAAUUCUAAACUUUCCAACUUCUGCAGGGAGCUCUGCCCAGAUGAGGAAGUGACUCUACCACUCAUAGUACUUGUUUAUUUAUCUAUAGUACACAUCUGAGCUUGUCCCAUAAACAGUGCAUUUAACAGUGUAAAAAAUAAUUAAUAGCUAAAAUACAACUCCCAGAAGUCUCAUCAUACUGAGAUGAAGCAGAUCAUUUUAAUGUCUCUGAUAACUUUACUUUCUGUAUGUGCACUGUCUAGUAACUGGUGUUUGACCUUUAGAUAAGUGUUUUGUUAUGUGCUGUAUCCUGUUGAAAGAGCACAAGGUCUGCUUCCCCACCCAGUAAUUAAAUAAGCAAUGUGUUUUACUCUAAUAUAUUUUAGAAGCAUAUUUGGGCUGAGAGUCUCUAAGUGAACAUUUGGAAGGCCGCCGGUUUAAAAUUGAAAAUAUUCUGUACAGUUUCCAUUACCUGAUCACUGAAGUGUUCUCAGCAACUAACAAUGAUUGUUAUUGAAAAAAAUAGCUUGCCAUGCCAUACUAUAAAAAACACAAAAGGUGACGCACCAGCUAAGUCAGAUAAUUAGUAACCUUUUUGUUACAGCCGCUUUACAGAGUAUGGUGGCAUUUUAAACCCCUACCCCUUCUUUUCAGGCUGCCCCUGUCAUCAUAGCACUGUAAUCGAAUGCCAGGUACUACAUGGUAUAGGUGGUGACAUGUGGACCUGUAACUGGCUAUAUUGCUGGGUGACUCAAGACAUUCUGCAGUAGCUGUAGAGAGCCAGCCUGACGUAGAAGCACUGUGACAACCCAUGCACUGUAUCGGCCGCGAUCAGUGUUUACUGGGCUAUUGCUGGCUUGAUUAUAAUGCUGUCUGUGAAGACAUAGACAUGCUAUUACCAUGAUCACACACCCUGGGGUCCAGUCCACUAAACAGUGUAUUGUUAGGGUUAGAUAACGUUAGAAAUAAACAUAGUUUAUUUGGAAAUCAAAAGUCAAAAUGUGUGCUGCAGGUCAUGGCACCGGGCGCUAGGGUGUACUUACAUAGCUACAGACUUGUGCCUGAUGCCAUCAACCUCAGCCCGCAAAGAUCAGAGAGUCCACCCCUCAUUUGCUGGCAGCGCACGGAGGAGGGGAGAGAGAGAGUGUGUGUAUGUAUAUAUAUAUAUAUUUCUGUCCUGAUGAAAGCUCCAAACGGGAGCAUUGGGAACCUGAUGUGCAUCAGUGGCAAGCACUAUGCACUUCCAAUGCUUCUCGUACUUAAAUAUGGCAAUGUAGCAGAGGCACCUCUAGUGACGGUCAGUGUGACAGCUACUAGAGGCUUGUUUAACCCUUCAGGGUAAGGCAAUGUUUUAUCCUGUGGGGUUAAACCUACAGGACCCCUGUGUAGCAAAUGGGGUGGCAAAAAUCCUUGCACCGGCCCGGAUUGUCAGCAGAUCAUAUUUUGUAAGAUGUAGGUUUAAUAAUGGAAUUCCCACUUUGCAAUUUUUGUCCUAUAAAUUCCACAAAUUAAUAGAAAUCCUAGACAACAUUUUAAGAGAUCGGGACUAUUUUGAGCUAUUUUAAUUGCACUAGUUGUAUAGAAGUUAUUGUAAGCAAAACUAUGAAAAUGGUGGUGGAACAAACAUAUAGUAAAAGUAUGGGGGGGAAGCUUUGGUUAUGAAUGGGUUUAAUCUCAAAAGUCUUUUACGAAGGCAUUAAUAUGCUGCUUAGCAAUUUUUCAUUUAAUAUGUUAACAAAGGAGUUAUGAAAAACGGCCAGUCACAGAUGUAGGCUAUAUACUUUUCAGUAUUAACAUUUCAAGUAUAUAAAAAGUUUUAAUACUUUGGGGUUUAUUGUUCUUUUGAUGUAUUUUUUGUAAGGUGUAACAAAUUUUAGUACAAUCUCUCUAUUUUCUCAAGUGCUUUUUGUACCAAUAAAUCAUCAUCUUUUUUUUUUUUUUUAAA